AUGAAGAGCUUACAACUGGGUUUGUGUCGAAAUCAGAACACUCUCAAUCUGAACAGAACAACUCCUCGGAAUCUGAGGAGAGGGAUCUGGAAUACGAGUUCUGAUCCAAACACUCAAAAUAUCUUCGCUGCUGCGACUCCAACAAAUUCAAAAUCAGCACUUUCGAUCAUCAGGGUUGAUGGGCCUCAGGCAGCCGGACUUUAUCAUCAGAUGACUAGUACUAUAAGCCCCAAAAAACAUUCAAACGCACCUCUACAUCAAUCGAAAUUACCACCUCGUACGGCUAAACUGCGGAGAAUUGUCGAUCCAUCAACAAAAGAGACAUUAGACCCCGAGGCAAUAGUGAUCAACUUUCCUCAUCAAUCAACUUCGACAACUUCAACUUUUGAAUUUCAUCUUCAUGGAUCACCAGCAAUCACUAAAUCUGUCAUACUUUCACUUUCUCGGCUAUCUAACUUUAGACUUGCUCAACCUGGCGAAUUCACUCAACGUCGAUAUGAGCGUAGCAUGAUUCGAGAUCAACCCGAAUUCGAUUUAAAUCAGUUAUUAGCACUCAAGAACUUAAUUGACGCUGAGACUGACGAGCAAAGAAAGUUGGCAAUCCACCAGUUCGAUGGACCAUUCAAACAAGUCUACCAAUCUAUGCGCAAAACUUUAUUGGAGUCUAUGGCUUUAUGUGAAGCUAUUAUAGAUUUUAGUGAAGAUGGGUCAAUAGACGAUGAAUCAGUAUGGAAACAAGUUUCGCACAAAGUUCAAAGCUUAAGAUCAAUUAUUCGAUCUCAUCUCAACGAUUCAAAUCGACAUGAAAAGGUUUUGAACGGCAUUCGCCUGACGCUUUUUGGAGCUCCAAAUGUUGGCAAAAGCACUUUAUUGAAUUGGUUAGUCAACAGAGAAGCUUCAAUUGUAUCUCCUCAUCCUGGUACAACACGGGAUGUGAUAGAAAUUUCUUUAGAUUUUCAUGGUUUUCCAAUCAUCGUAUCGGACACUGCUGGUCUGAGAGAUACUCAAGAUCCUAUCGAAGAGAUUGGAAUCGAUCGAGCUAAAUCAAAGUAA
Messenger RNA from Melampsora larici-populina 98AG31, 1053 nucleotides. RefSeq lists its product as uncharacterized. Gene Ontology annotation, molecular function: protein binding; GTP binding. Gene Ontology annotation, cellular component: mitochondrion; cytoplasm. The record is from RefSeq and is a predicted model, not a curated record. NCBI's taxonomy places the organism in Eukaryota, Fungi, Basidiomycota, Pucciniomycetes, Pucciniales, Melampsoraceae. The transcript is spliced from 5 exons. Bases 1 to 1053 code for a protein of 350 amino acids. Gene Ontology annotation, biological process: tRNA methylation; tRNA wobble uridine modification.